CACUCGUCGGUGGCCAUGGGCCAUGGCAUUUCCGUUAGUCACAAGGCCUGGUCACACCGCGCUCUUGCAAUCGCAUGUAGGAAAACUGUGAGAGCUUAAGCCAACCAAAAUUUUGUACUGAAAUCGAGUGAAACGUGCAACAGAACGCGCGCCCCCCUUAGCCAGCUGCCCUGCCACCUGCUCGUGCUCUAUAAUACAGUGUAACAGUGGAAUAUGAGUGAUACGCGCGAUCAGAUAUUGGAGCAAAUCAAAGUGCAAGGCGAUCUCGUCCGACAACUGAAAGCUGCCAAGGAGUCUAAAGAGAAGACGGCGCCCUCUGGCGGCAGGCGCUCAAGCUCAGCCCAAGUUCCCGCCCCACAACAACAACAGCAACAACAACAACAACAUGAGAAACACCAACAACAACAACAACAAGAACAAGAGCAACUGCAGCAGAUCGAUGAGGAAGUAUCCCGCCUGCUGGCCUUGAAGGCCAAGCUGGGUGGCGAUGCUGCACCCGCCAACCAAAAGUUCACCCUGAAGACGCCCAAGGGUACGCGGGACUAUGGUCCCCAGCAGAUGACACUGCGCCAGGGUGUUCUGGACAAGAUCGUGAAGGUGUUUAAGCGUCAUGGUGGCGAGGCCAUCGAUACACCUGUUUUUGAACUGAAGGAAGUACUAACUGGCAAGUACGGCGAGGACUCAAAACUAAUCUACGACCUAAAGGAUCAGGGCGGCGAGAUCCUGUCGAUGCGAUACGACCUCACCGUGCCCCUAGCCCGCUACCUGGCGAUGAACAAGAUCUCGAGCAUCAAACGCUAUCACAUCGCCAAGGUCUAUCGACGCGACAAUCCCGCCAUGACCAAGGGCCGGUAUCGGGAGUUCUAUCAGUGCGAUUUCGAUAUUGCCGGCACCUAUGAUCCCAUGCUGGCCGAUGCCGAGUGCGUCAAGAUCGUGACUGAGAUCCUGGACACCCUGGACAUUGGAGACUAUGUGAUCAAGCUAAAUCAUCGCCAGCUGUUGGACGGCAUGUUCGAGGCGUGCGGUGUUCCGGCUGACAACUUCCGGGCUAUUUGCUCAGCGGUGGAUAAGCUGGACAAGUCGCCCUGGGAGGAUGUGCGCAAGGAGAUGGUGGAGGAGAAGGGUCUGGACGAGGCGGCGGCGGAUCGUAUCGGCGAGUAUGUGCGUCUCAGUGGCGGCACUGAGCUGGUGGAACAGCUCCUGGCCGAUCCCAAGCUCAAGGCUGUGCCCAAUGCCGUCAAGGGAUUGGAGGGCAUGCAACUCCUACUCAAGUACUGCUCCAUCUUCGGUCUGGACAAGCGGGUUAGCUUUGAUCUGAGUCUGGCCCGUGGCCUCGACUACUACACCGGCGUCAUCUACGAGGGUGUGCUCAAGGGCGAAUCCGCCUCGGUGGCCUCGUCUCCCGUGAAGACAUCCCGGCAGAACGGCGAGCAGGCGAACGAACCGGCCACCGUCGGCUCGGUGGCUGGUGGCGGCCGUUACGAUAAUCUGGUGGGUAUGUUCGAUCCCAGGGGCAAGGCAGUACCCUGUGUGGGCGUCUCCAUUGGCGUGGAGCGGAUCUUCUCCGUGCUGGAGGCGCGGGCAGCUGCCAGUGGCCUAAAGCUGCGCACCAGCGACGUGGAGGCCUAUGUGGCAUCCGCCCACAAGGGAUUGCACGAACAGCGGCUAAAGGUGCUGAACCAGCUCUGGGAUGCGGGCAUCAAGGCGGAGCACUCUUACAAGCUGAACCCCAAGCUGUUGGUGCAACUGCAGCACUGCGAGGAGCAUCAGAUACCCUUGGUGGUGGUCCUGGGCGAUGCCGAGCUGGCCCAGGGACUGGUCAAGCUGCGUGAGGUAACCACACGGCAGGAGACGAACGUAAAGCUCGAGGAUCUGGCUGCCGAGAUUAGGAGCCGCCUCCAAUCGGCCGCCGCCUAGGCAACUGAUACUUAUCCUGAUAUUAUCCUUGGAUACCACUUCGCUCCACUAAUUUAUCACAACAACCAUCCACAAACAAACAAAAAAAAUAGCUAAAGAAUCCAAUCCGCAAGCCACAUCGAAGUGUAUAGUUUAUCAAAUUAUUAUAUAUAUAAUUUUUUUUUUAUUAUUGAAGAAUCCUAUUUUGUACGUUUUGUAUUUUGGGUGUCCUGGCCGAAAAGGCGCCUCGUGCUACUAAGCUUAGGUCUACUGUGUAACCGUAGGAAUAAGUGCGGACAACUUAUACCAAAAUGAACGCUAAAAACAAUUUAAAUAAUAAACGCAAUAGCGAAUCGCAUUUAA
This is a messenger RNA of Drosophila bipectinata, 2259 nucleotides long. Lineage: Eukaryota; Metazoa; Arthropoda; Insecta; Diptera; Drosophilidae. The record is from RefSeq and is a predicted model, not a curated record.